Coregonus sp. 'balchen' is the source of this 6227-nucleotide messenger RNA. Lineage: Eukaryota; Metazoa; Chordata; Actinopteri; Salmoniformes; Salmonidae. The record is from the annotation of a GenBank genome assembly.
GUACGGUAACUUCUCUGUUUGCGGUAGUGACGGGGCGCAUAGCUGGUUGUGUGAUUAGCUGGCUGUCAGUUAUAUUUAGCUAUUAUUUGGUCUGUCCUGCAAUUCUGAACAAUUCUGCCGGUAUUCGGUCUAAAUGGACGGGGAUAUCAGUGCUACGGCUAUGGCCACCACACCACCUGACUCCGACCCAGCGCGGAAGCGCCGAGUGCACGGUAUGUUGAAGCUCUAUUAUGGAUUGAACGAGGAAGGAAACACCGUGGAUCAAGCAGAGUCCCUGAAUCCGUGCGAUAUAAACGGGACGCAUUUCGAUCCUGAGGUUUAUCUCAAUAAGGUAAACUCCCAUUUCUGUGUCUGGAUGCGACACAUAGCUAGUCACUGAACAUUAGACAAUAAAUUAAAUCAAGCAAAUUAUUAUUUUCUGUACAAGAGACAAUGCUAACUGCUUAUCUGGCAUUGGUGUCAGUCACCCGGGUAGUACAGUCGCUCAGUGAUGUCUGUUAGUUGUCUUGUCUUCAAAACUGACCUUUAUGUCAUAUUGGUGGCUGCAGCUUAGGAGAGAAUGUUCCCUUGGAGAGCUGAUGGACCAGGAGAGCUGCAUGGUGAAGCAGAUCCGCUCCUUGGACAGUGACAUGCAGACAUUGGUGUAUGAGAACUACAACAAGUUCAUCUCUGCCACAGGUAAACAAAUAGGUGACAGUGUAUGCAAUGCAUUGGAUAUCAUGUUAUUACAUUGGAUCAUGUUUGCAUCACUCACUAUUUAGUGCACAUACCAUGUAGUGAAUGAAUGAAUGCUCUCAUCUCCUCCCACUAGACACAAUCAGAAAAAUGAAGAACGAUUUUAAGAAGAUGGAGGACGAAAUGGACUGUCUCUCUACCAACAUGGCUGCUAUCACAGAGUUCAGUGCACACAUCAGUGGGACUCUUCAGGACCAGCAUGCACAGAUAACCAAACUGUCAGGUUGGUAAUGAAACCUGUGGUGACACGCCUCCACCGCCUGAAAUGAAAACUAGAUAACAAAUCGUAUUUGUUGGUCAUAUACCUAUCAUUGUCAGAUUACUCGUUCUAACUUUUCCUCUCUCCCUCCCCCACCCAGGAGUCCACACUCUUCUUAGAAAGCUGCAGUUCCUGUUUGAGCUGCCUGCCAGGCUGAAUAAGUGUCUGGAGCUGCAGGCCUAUGCCCAGGCAGUGAGCUCCCAUCGUCGUGCCCGCUGCGUGCUGCAGCAGUACAGCCACAUGCCCUCCUUCAGGGGUAUCCAGGAUGACUGUCAUGCCAUCAUGAACAAGCUGGCACAAGAGCUUAGGCAGAAGUUCAGGUAAGAGAGGUGGUCACUUGUGGAAAGAUUCUGCGUGCAAACUGAGAGAAUCUGUCGGGACUGAAUGGGAUGUGUAGGAUAACCAGCAGCAGUAGAUCCGGUGUUUGGUUUUUCCUCACUGGCUAUUUGGACAAAUCACGAUUUCACAGGUGUUAGCAUCUUUUGGAUUUCAGAAUGGGAGGGGACAUUCGGCCCGUAACUUGCAAAGAGAGAGGGUGGAGCUCAUCGUUCCGGUUCCGCUCCUUCUUCUAGCAUUUCUUGAUCUCUUCUCUUAACAUGUAUGGACCCAGAACUUAAUCGAGCAGCUGACCAAUUACCUGAGACUUGGGACUGGGUUAACCGAGAUUAGUAUGGUUGCAAAACAAUGGUCUUUUAAUUUUCAUUUCUAGUUCACAUUCUAUAGUAAUAAUCCAUUAUGCCUCUGCAUGGAUGCCUUACCUCUGCUUGGGGUUGAAUGUGUUUGCAGAGAUGGUGGUUCGAGUGCGAUGGACCUUUCAGAGUGUGUGGAGCUUCUGCUGCAGCUGGAUGAGCCAGCAGAGGAACUCUGUGACAAGUUCCUGAGUCACGCACAGUCACGACUGGAAGCAGACCUCCGACGACUGGAGGCGGAGCUAAGACCACCAUUGUCCUCUGGACCCACAUCAGUGAUAUAUCCUUCCACUGGCCCUGCCCGCAGACUGUCAGCUGCACCCACUGCUGGAUCUCCCACUGACCCCACCUCUCCAGGCAAUCCCUUCCUCUCUCCCAGCUCAAGGACUGAUAUUCUGGAAUUCAUAGACAGAGGUUGCAAUGAAUUCGUCAGCAGCCUUUGCUUGGUCAUUGCCUCGUACCAAGAGUUGUUUGUCAACCGUCCACAAGAGGGUAAUCUGGCCUCCAAAAACAUCCCCCAGAUGGCUGUUGGCAAGCUGCAUGCUUUCGUGGAUGCCCUGGCCACCCGCUACUUCUCACUGGUGGAGAGGAGGAUACAGGAGGAGAAGAGUGUUGGAGACAACUCUCUUCUGGUCCGGGCUCUGGACCGUUUCCACCGCAGGCUCCAGGCCGUGGCCAAACUGCUACCUGGGUCUGCUGUGCCCAGCCAGGGGACUGAGAUUGUGGUGUGGGCGGCCAGGGAGAGGAUCAAGCAGUACCUGGCAGCCCUGCAGAGCUUCUACCUGGACAGCCUGACAGACGUGAGGCAGGCCCUAGCAGCUCCUCGGCUGGGUGGAAGCUCAGCUGGAGGUGGGUCUCACCUAGCGGGACCAGCCACUGGGAAAGAUGCUCCCGCCAGCCUGCCAGAGCUCGUCUCCUCUCUGUCUGCCUCCAUUCUCAAUCAGAUCAAGUCAGUGCUGGCAUCAGUGCACCUCUUCACAGCAAAGGACAUCACCUUUUCCAAUAAGCCUUACUUCAAGGUGAGAUUAAUACUGAUGCUAUUGUGAGUUAGUUGAGUCCCUCAGUUUGUGAGGUGUUCUGACAUUAUGCCUUUGGUACAUAUUUUCUGAAUUUGGUAUGCUAUUUAUGUAAUUGACAACUCUCUUUCUCCUCUCUCUAUUUCAGGGGGAGUUUUGCAGCCAGGGUGUGCGUGAGAGCCUUGUGGUUAACUUCAUUAAGUUUGUGUGCCAGUCCUCACGUCAGUUCUGUGAGACUGCGGGAGACAGGGGUGGCUCUACACCCCCUGCCCUCCUACUGCUGCUGUCACGCCUCUGCCUGGACUAUGAAACCUCCACCAUCUCCUACAUCCUCACCCUCACAGACGAGCAAUUCCUCGUGCAGGUAAAUAUGCCAAUGAGACUCUGAAUACUCCUUGAAUGCAGUUGAUGGGAAUGUAAGAAAAUAUGUACAAAUAAUAGGUCCUCUUUAGUCAUGAGAAAUGUAUGUCACAUGCUACUACACAUGCUGUUAUAUCCUCUGGUUUCUCUGGUGUUCACAGCAUCACUCUCCUGUAACUGCAGUCGCAGCUUUAUGUGGAGAGGCCAGAGAGGCAGCACAGAAGCUACUGAACCAUUAUGUCAAGGUAAAGUGCCUUCAGAAAGUAUUCACACCCUUUGACUUUUUCCACAUAUUGUUUUGUUACAGCCUGAAUUUAAAAUGGAUUCAAUUGAUAUUUUUUUGUCACUGGCUUACACACAAUACCCUAUAAUGUCAACGUGGAAUUAUGUUGUUUGAAACUUUUACUAAUUAAUAAAAAAUGAAAAGCUGAAAUGUCUUGAGUCAAUAAGUAUUCAACCCCUUUGUUAUGGCAAGCCUAAAUAAGUUCAGGAGUAAACAUUUUCUUAACAAGUCACAUAAUAAGCUGCAUGGUGGUGGUGGCUGCAUCAUGUUAUGGGUAUGCUUGUAAUCGUUAAGGACUGGGUGGUUUUCAGGAUAAAAAAGAAAUGUAAUGGAGCUAAGCACAGACAAAAUCCUAGAGGAAAACCUGGUUCAGUCUGCUUUCCACCAGACACUGGGAGAUUAACUCACCUUUCAGCAAGACAAUAACCUAAAACACAAGGACAAAUCUACACUGGAGUUGCUUACCAAGAAGACAGUGAAUGUUCCUGAGUGGCCGAGUUACAGUUUUGACUUAAAUCUGCUUGAAAAUCUAUGCAAAGACUUUAAAAUGGCUGUCUAGCAAUGAUCAACAACCAAUUUGACAGAGCUUAAAGAAUUUUGAAAAUAAUAAUGGGCAAAUAGUGUACAAUCCAGGUGUGCAAAGCUCUUAAAGAGUUACCCAGAAAGACUCACAGCUGUAAUCGCUGCCAAAGGUGAUUCUAACAUGUAAUGACUUGGGUGUGAAUACUUAUGUAAAUUCGAUAUUUCUAUAUUUCAUUUUCAAUAAAUUUGCAAAAAUGUGUCAUCGUGGGGUAUUGUAUGUAGAUGAGUGAGAAUCUGUUUUUAAAUUCAGGCUGUAACACAACAAAAUGUGAAUACAUUCUGAAGGCACUGUACACAUUUUCCCACCUUACCAACAAAUUACUAUUGCUGCAAAUGGACAUUUCAGGCCUAUUCCUUCUAUUUCUCUGCUGACCCCUUCUUUCUUGUUGUGGACAGGUUCAGGGCCUGAUCAUAUCCCAGAUGCUGAGAAAGAGUGUGGAGACACGAGACUGGGUCAACACCAUCGAGCCACGGAACGUCCGUGCUGUGAUGAAGAGAGUGGUGGAGGACACCACCUCUAUUGAUGUGCAGGUAAUGUCCGUUAUCUAUAUAAAACCCUUUGGUUAUCAUGCUUUGUAAUGUGGGAAAACUGAAAUUACUGUAUAGUUGUGAGUGGACAAAAGCAUCAUCAGUGCUAGGAAUCUAAACCGCUUUACUCCCUCCCCUGAUCUGUCUCUCCUUGCCCCUACAGGUGGGUCUUCUCUAUGAGGAGGGAGUGAGGAAAGCCCACAGCAGUGACUCCAGCAAAAGGACCUUCUCUGUCUACAGCAGCUCAAGGCAGCAAACCCGCUACGCUCCCAGCUACACACCCAGGUACCAGAACUACAGUUGCCUAACCUUUUCAUAAUAACAUAAUAAAUGAACACAUAACUGCAUCACAAUGUGUGGAUGUUUAGCAGAGGCAGGAUCAGUCUAAUGCUAGUAUGAUGGCUAUCUUUCCUAAUGGAUUAUGAACGGUUUUGUCUCUCUGCAGUGCUCCUAUGGAUACCAGUCUCCUGAGUAAUAUACACAAGCUCUUCUCUGAGCGGAUCGACAUCUUCAGUCCUGUGGAGUUUAACAAGGUGGGUAGGGAGUGAUCACAGAGCUCUGGUAGCUUAGAGCCUAGAGCAGAGGUCUUCAACAGGUGGAUUGCGAGCAACAAGUAGCUCGCAGCCCUUCCAUGAGUAGCUCGCGAAGCAAUUCUAAAAGUACAGGUACUUUUUUUCAGGUGUUCCAUCUCAAACUGUCAUAAACAUAAAGCUCCCGGCUACUAUCCAAUCAAAGCAACAUUGACAUUAUCCCACCCCUGUUUAGCCACUAUUGGCUUAAAAAUCCAAACGUAACACAAUAUCUGCCAAUUAAUUUCCAGCAAUAUUACCUGUCUGUCUGUUUGGUGCGCACAUUUGUCUAUGCUCACUCCGUAAGUAGCCAGUUAGCAAUGCUAGUAAUGAUAAUGACCUUCUCAAUUAAAUGUUAACUGCAAAGUAGGCUUGCCUGACAAAGAUAUCAUUAUUAUUUUUAUCAAUUGGGUGGCCAUUGUUUUGCAAACUCGGCCAUGACAUGUUCCAGCAGUAGGCCUAACAGAAACACUGAGCAAUGAAAUGGGAAUUACACUCAAAUCAAACAUUGUUUUUUUUUCCCCCAGACCUCAAAAUUGGUUUUCUGAUGUGAUUGGAGCAUUAAUAUGGACUUAGAACAUUCAUUUUCGUUGUUUCUCUAUGAAAAAUUGUAAUAUUGAGUGUACCAAAACCAGGAAAAAUAAAACAGAGAAAACGGAAUUCCGGAGAAUACAAUAGAUAAUUAUAUAUGGCCCCUUAGAGUUGUUUAUUAACCAUUAUUUUACCAGGUAUAUUGACAGAAAACACAUCACUUGUACAACAAGGACCCGGGGAAGAGUUGCAGGGUAGAGAAGAAUGUGCCUAUUUGAAAGCUAUUAAAAAAAUGAGUAGCUGGCAACAUUUCAUUUUUUAAAAGUAGCUCUCAUUCUAGAAAAGGUUGGAGACCCCUUGCGUAGAGACUCUCUCUUACACCCCCCAUUUGACCGUCUUCAUCUCCUCUCUCAGGUCUCUGUGUUGACAGGGAUCAUAAAGAUCAGUCUGAAGACAUUCCUGGAGUGUGUCCGUCUGCGUACCUUUGGUCGUUAUGGCCUGCAGCAGAUCCAGGUAGACUGCCACUACCUGCAGAUGUACCUGUGGCGCUUCGUCUCUGAUGAAAAUCUGGUCCACUUCCUGCUGGACGAGAUAGUGGGCAGCACUGCCCACCGCUGCCUGGACCCCGCUCCCAUGGAGCAGAGCGUCAUUGAGGUCAUCUGUGAGAGAGGUUAA